Molecule: messenger RNA, 7716 nt
Organism: Pelobates fuscus (common spadefoot toad)
Lineage: Eukaryota; Metazoa; Chordata; Amphibia; Anura; Pelobatidae
Gene: DPP6
Product: dipeptidyl peptidase like 6
Exons: 26
Coding region: 529-3069 (846 amino acids)
Biological process (GO): regulation of potassium ion transmembrane transport; proteolysis
Cellular component (GO): plasma membrane; voltage-gated potassium channel complex
Molecular function (GO): potassium channel regulator activity; serine-type peptidase activity
Source: RefSeq, a predicted model, not a curated record
GCUUAACUCCAUCCCUCGUUCCCUCCUCCUCUUCUUCAGCACUCCACAGCUUCAUUUCAAUCAGGUGGCUGUUGCUCUUCAAGAUUAGUGAAAAUCUUGCAGGAAAAUACUCGCGAAACCAACCCCCCUCCCUCUUCCUAUAUACACAAAGGGAGAAAGGAAAGGAGCAACGUGCUUUGAAUAAUUUGUUGACUGUUGCAGAGUGCUCUCACUCUGUCUCUAUGUACUGCUGGCAUGCAGCCUCUACAGCCAAUUGAUCGGACACCACAGGUUGAAGAGUGAAUGGAAAGCCUUACGCCCAGUUCUUUGAUUCCAAUUAAAUGCUAUUUGCCAUCAUAUAAGAUCUCUGUUUGGAUGCUUUGUUUAUCUUCUUAGCAGUGAAACAUUUUACGGGGCCUGUUUGCUUUUCCUUUUUUAUCUGUUUUUUCCCCCCCAACCUUCUCUUCUAAUAAAAAAAUAAAUAAGGGGUGUACAAGACAUCUUCUUCAAUUACUUUUUGUUUUGGUUGUAAGACUCACGGAUUGACCCAUGGCUUCGUUGUAUCAAAGAUUCACUGGGAAAAUAAACACCUCCAGAUCUUUCCCUGUGCCACCUGAGGCAAGUCGUCUUUUGGGUGGCCAAAGUACGGAAGAUGACAGUGUCGGGAAGACCUCACGCCCACCACAAGAAACCCGAGCCACUUAUCAAUACCAGCCGCGGAUUGACUGUGAGGAGGAGGAUGAGCUGGUGGGCAGCAAUCCUCCUCAGAGAAACUGGAAAGGCAUUGCCAUCGCUUUGCUUGUAAUUCUGGUCAUUUGUUCCCUGAUUGUAACGUCCGUUAUACUGCUGACUCCAGUUGAAGAUAAUAGCUUGUCGCUCAAGGCAAAGGUAACGCUACAAGAUUUGGUCAGCGGAGAGUUUGCAAUCCACGAUCCUGAAGCUAAAUGGAUAAAUGAUAAAGAAUUGAUUUUUCGGACUGAAAAAGGGAAUGUGGUAAAGCUAAACGUGGAACUGAAUGAGUCAACGCUGCUGAUAGAGAACAAGGUGUUUGACGCCUUAAGGGUCAGCAAAUAUGAAAUAUCCCGAGACAUGAAGUAUGCACUCCUGGCAUAUGAUGUCACCCAUGUCUACCAGCACUCGUUUACAGCAAAUUAUAUUGUGUGUAACUUACUAACAGGGGGACAUCACGUUUUAAACCCACCAGAAGUUCCUGAUGAACAGCUGCAGUACGCUGGAUGGGGCCCCAGAGGACAACAGCUGAUCUUUAUAUUUGAAAAUAACAUAUACUAUCAAAUGAAUGUGGACAGCAGGGCCAUUCGUCUGGUGUCAACGGGAAAGGAGGGAGUCAUUUUCAAUGGUCUCAGCGACUGGCUAUAUGAAGAGGAAAUAUUAAAAACGCACAUUGCUCAUUGGUGGUCUCCAGAUGGCGCCAGGCUUGCAUAUUUAACCAUUAAUGAUACCAAAGUUCCCACCAUGGAGAUCCCGACAUAUACUGGAACGAUGUAUCCUACGGUGAAAACAUACCGUUAUCCCAAGGCUGGAUUUGAAAAUCCUGUAGUCACUUUGCACGUUGUGAACCUGAAUGGCCCGCCUCACCUGGUAGAGAUGAUAGCACCUGAUGAUCAAAGAAUGAGAGAGUUUUACAUAACCAUGGUAAAAUGGGCGACAAGUACCAAGCUGGCAGUGAACUGGUUAAACAGGGUACAGAAUAUUUCCAUUCUGACACUGUGCGAUGCCACAACUGGAGUCUGCUCCAAGAAACAUGAAGAUGAAAGUGAAGCAUGGUUACAUAGACAGAAUGAAGAACCAAUUUUUUCCAAAGAUGGUAGAAAAUUAUUUUUUGUAAGAGCUAUUCCACAAGGUGGGCGAGGGAAAUUCUACCAUAUUGCAAUGUCUUCUUCACAGGAUGACAACAGUAAUGACAACUUACAAACAAUUACAUCAGGAGAUUGGGAUGUUACCAAGCUUUUGGCUUAUGAUGAAAAAAAUCAAAUAGUAUAUUUUCUUCGUUCUGAAGAAUUAACAAGGCGGAGACAAUUGUACAGUACAAACACCAAAGAAAACUUCAACCGGAAAUGCCUCACCUAUCAACUCAUUGAGAAUUGCACGUAUAUCAGCGUCUCGUUCAGUGAAAACUUGACCUACUUCUUACUGAAAUGUGAAGGUUUCAAGGUACCUAGUGUGUCUAUUCACAAUACAAGCAAUGGGCAAAUGCUGAUUGAGUUGGUGAACAAUUCCAAAAUAAAGAACUUAAUGGAAACGAAACAGAUGCCAAUCAUAGACUAUAUGAACAUCCAGAUAAAGGACUAUAAUUUGCCUAUACAGAUUAUCAAGCCUGCAACCUUUUUAGAGACCACUCAUUACCCUUUGCUACUUGUGGUCGAUGGCAGUCCCGGCAGUCAGAGUGUGACGGAAAAGUUUGAAAUUAAUUGGAUUACAGCCCUGGUCAGCUCGUUUAGUGUAAUAGUGAUAAAGUUCGAUGGACGUGGUAGUGGGUUUCAAGGAACCAAGCUCUUGUAUGAAGUUAAACGGAGGCUGGGAGCCAUAGAAGAGAAGGAUCAGAUGGAUGCUUUAAGCCAAUUCUUAAGUCAACAAUAUAUUGACAAGCAGAGGGUCGGUGUAUUUGGAAAGGAAUAUGGAGGUUAUCUAAGCAUACUGCUUCUGACAACUGAUGAAGAGAAACCGAUUUUCACAUGCGGUGCCGCACUUUCGCCAAUAACAGACUUUGCAUUAUAUGCUUCUGCCUUUUCGGAAAGAUAUUUGGGAUUACGUACCCUCGAUAAUCGAGCAUAUGAGUUUUCUAGAUUAGAACAUCGAGUGUCCUUAUUGAAAACAGAAAAAUUUUUGAUUAUCCAUGCAACUGCAGAUGAAAAAGUCCAUUUCCAGCACACAGCCGACCUCAUAACGCAUUUAGUGAAAGCUAGAGCUAAUUAUUCAUUACUGAUAUAUCCAGAUGAAAAUCACUAUAUGAGGAAUGUUCAAGUUGCCCACCACUUACAUAAAUCCAUUGUGGAUUUCUUUGAGGAAUGCUUCAGAAUUCAAGAUAAACCACCCAUAGUAAUCAUCGAAGAUGAAGAGGAGGAAGAUUAACUUUUAUUCGUGCCAAGCACAAACCAAUUCCUACAUAACAAUAUGCAACUGAAUCGUUUUCCUAGGAAAAAAAAGAGAUGUUACGUUUAGCAUGUACAGUGCUCUCGAUGGCUUAUCUGACCGGACCUCUUCCAUGAUGGAAGUACACUAAGCAUUGUGACUUUGGCAUUAACCGGUGUCUGAAAUACAUUGCUUUUUGUCAUCACUAAGAGAUUGAUGUAGAUAAAAAGAAAAAAAAAAAGACAAAUCACUAAAAUUCUAAAGGAGUCAGACUUUUUUUUUUCCCUUAGACUCCACGAGGACUUCUUCAAGGGCAAGAUGACCUCUAAACAUUCAUCAAAAACAAGCAGUAGUAUUGAGACCCAACAUUCUUGCAGCAUUAACUUAACAUUGCGUUUGUGUCUGAUGAAACAUGGGGGAGGAAAAAAAAUGAUUAUAGCACAAUUAUUUUCUGAGUACUAAUUUACCAUUUGCUUGCUCUUUAUCACAUAAAAAUGCCAAACUUUAGGGCAGAGUUGGAGAACAUAUGAUAUUAAUCAUACUAAAACAAUGUAUAUCGUUAUGUAAUUAUUUCCAAAUUUUUUUUUAUAUCGGUUUUACUGGCUCUUCAUUUUAUUCUAAUCCAUGCCUUUACUUUGCAGGUUGAUUUAGGAUUUAUGUGAGGGAAAUUUGAUACAAUGCUCUCGCAGAUAGCAUUCAAAAUGUGUUAAUUUAACCCUACAGCCCCAGCAGAGUAAAGAAAGCUAUGAGUUGUUUGUCUCUAUGACACCUCAAGCAUUGAAAGGCAAAAUGCAACACGUUCUGGUUACAUUAUGAGUUAGCUCUAUGACAUGUCAGUUUUAGAGUCUGUCCAAAAAAUAUAUGAAAAGACCAUGGGACUCGCAGUUGUAUUAAACAGUUUAACCAGUGUUGAACCUCUAAGAACGUUCGGUGAGUUAAAUCAGUUGUUACCUUUAUAAAGCCAAAAUCUUCUAGUUUACAUAGAAACACAAGUAUCUGCAUGUAAACUGUGAAACAUGGUUGCUGUACAGAUGAAUUCUUAAAUUCUUUCAGUGCUGGUCAGCUUAAAAAAAGUGGUUAGAUAAGUCAUUUGAACAACUCCAUGAAGAUCUACUUUAUUGGUACAAUAGAGUGUUUCUAAAUUCUUUUUAGUCUAAAAUUGAGCAGCUUUGCUUAAAAAUAAAUAAAAAUGAUGUGUGUUCCAACAGGCAGUGCCUCUAUCUAUAGCUGUAUGUACUACAGUCACCUCCAUCAGAAUGUAGCAAAACACCUUUUGUAUUUAACAAAAUUGUAUAUAAAUAUUUGGAGUAUGUCAUCGGAAACUGGGGCGUCAUUAUUAUUAUUAAUAGGAGUAGCCAAUAUAACACAAAGGAGUUAAUUCACAAAGGAGUGAAUUUGGAAACGGAAUAUCAAAAACUAGGUUAAAAAGGUUGAAGAGAAACUAAAUUCGUGAUUUUUUUUUUCCCCCCAACUCAGCUAUUUUGUCAUUCUGUUUUUAAGUCGCCAGAGUUUUUGUUUGUUCACUUUCUUGGGUAACGUUAGCUACUGAGCCCUUUAGAUUAAGUGAAUCAUUGGGCAGCAUUGAAUAACCAGCAGUUUGAUCAGGUCGUAUAACUGCAGAAUACUCCAGUUUAGGUUUUGGAAGCCAACCUGUUCCUUGUUCUGUUGUUGAGCCUAGAACUGGCUAACAAUCCCAGGAGUUUGAAGAGCUAUAGUUUGGGUAUCCAUGAUUUAGUCUGUGAGCAGUUUGCUUAAUAUAAUCAAGUAUUACUUUUUCAUAGACUGUGGAUCCUAUGACUCCUUAAAGCGUAAUAUAAUGGAAAAACAAAGACGUUUCGUGUUUUGUACUUUUUAAUGUGUUGUAGUGUGAGUUUGAAAAUAAGUGACAUGUUUAUUAUGUUUCAUGCAAAGUUCAUCAAAUACAAAUUAACAUGUUACAUAUCAGAACAUAAAUAGUUAUCCUCAUAAAUUUAUAGUAAAUAAUGUAAAUACACAAAAUAUUACAAAAGGCUUAUUAAGCCACUAGCUAACACGUAUCCAAACAAUUCCAGGUGGAAUCUGAAAUAUUAAGCCUUGCCACUUGCGAGACUUGACCAUUUUCAACUUAGACAGAUUAACAUCAACUAAUGGACAAUCCAUUUUGUCCCGUAAAGCGGGUAUUCUCUUACCUACAUCAAACAGCAUUUGGCCUUUCAAUUUUCCAGUCUGUUGUUCUUAACCCCACACUUGGAAACCAACUGACUUUUUACAACUUUCAGUAAAAGUAAAGCUUGUUCUCAAUACACAAAGUGGUGCUCAGCAAUAUUGAAGUUUUGAACAACGCUUUUAACAAUAAGAACAUUUUGUAAGCUAGAAGCUCUAUCAACAGUGCAGUGCUGUGCGUAAUUACAUUUUUAGGCUUUCUAAGAUUUAUUCUAUUACUUAUGAAAUAUUAUUUUAUAUAUAAAUAUUACUGCAUUGGUUUUACUUUGUGCUAUUAAGAGAAGAACAAGUGUUAGCCACUGGAAGAAAAAUAUUCCUGCAAAGAUUUUCACUCAAUCCAAGACCUGCCUCAGUUAAAAGGGUACUCUAUGAAAAAAUAUCUAUUUUUUGCAAUGCGAAGUUUAAGUUUCAGUUAGUUAUGCUGGGAAUUUUUAUUUUUAUUUUAAAUUAAAAAAUGUAUUCGAUUUACUCUAUAAGCCCGCUCUUUCUGCUCUUCUCUCCAAACCUUAAGUGUAUAAUUUUCUACUCCAGAAAUAUCGCUAUACAUGAUAUCAUGACUUGUGGGAGUUGUAGUUUAGUUGUAGCUUUGCACAAAUAAAACCUGACACGUUUAUACUUUCCAAUUUUAAGAACAGGGGUCGAUUCAGGAUGGGUUUUGGGGGCGUGCCACGAUACUAAAAGUGUCACUGGCAAUGCACAUGCCCAAAAUGGGCUGUCCCCCCUGGAAAAAGUACAGCCUUCCUGGAAACAGGGUGUGUCAUGCCACCAGUUGACAGUCUUCUGGAAAGCCCCAAGCGGUACUUCCUAAAUUGGGACAGGUAGAAGGCCUACAAUUUAACUACAACUUCAAUCUACCCCUGCUGUUCCCAUAAUGCAGUGUCAUAAACCACUUCCUGGUCUUGACAAAAGCUCACUGCAGAAACUUAAAAAAAUGGAGAUAUGCAGUAUUGUAGUACAUCUAUAAUUUUAGCAUAUCAUUUUCAUAUAAAGCCUCCAAAAAAAGUAUUAAAAAAAGCACGCUAACAUGGUGUAUCACUGUUACAAAUUUUCAGUUUGUAAAAGAGUGUGCUAUAACGCCCUCAUGUCUCAUCUUACCAUAGUAAAGAGAGAGAUUAGUAUAUCUUUGUAAGGGCUGGCAAGAUAUGAUUUUUCUUUUUUAUACUUAGUUACGCCAAGAAUUUACAAAUACAUUCAUUGGCAUGUGUGUGAUAAGAAUGUCACAUCACACUGUUUUACUGUUAAUAUGGCUAUAUGUGGUGUCAGUAUCUCGUUAAUCUUGGCCCUUUAAGUGAAUGUUGAAAAACACAGAAUAAAAUGUAAUACGAGCCUUGUGUAAACUGUGUUACUGUAACUCUGAUUUAGUGACAAAUUUGAAAUCCGGUCCUAAAAAAAAAAGCUUGCCUGCUUAGAUACCGAAGAAUUCAGAAAGCCAAUUUUGUUUGUUGUUUGACACAUGUUGAUAAACAUUGUAUUUCUUUUGUUUUGCCAUUACAUUGGCAAACCUAGGCCUGAUUGGAUAUAGAGUAUACAUAAUGCAAUGUCUUUUAAGUUGAUUGCGUGUUUACAUGACCCGCGAGCUGCUAAAUUUGGAACUGAAGCAAAAAUUACACCAGAACAGAAGUCUAUCUCUGCUGCAAAUUGACUGUAUUUUCUGCCGUCAAGAGAGAUUUUUCACCACAAACUGAGUAAUUGUGAAUUCUAAUAAAUUUAAACAGCCAAUAUGGUUCCAGCUUGGUUUUAUUUCAAGCGUUAAUCUUAAUUAAACAUCCUGACAUGCUAACAGAGACAGCUGGCCAGCACGGCCAAUCAAGACAAAAUAAACCUACGUUAAAACAGUUUAAUGCAAGAUUGCAGUAACAGGUCAGAUAGGCUCACGCUAUUUCUAGGAAUGGAAUUGCUAAACCACACUUUAUACACAAGUCAAACAUAUUGACUUUAAUAAGUGUGUGAGGUGAAUACAAUUCCCAGAGUUUUGCUGCCUGAGAAUGAUGAGUGUUGUAGACCAACUGGAGUGAUGAAGGCUGUGUAUCCAUGCAAGUCAACUACAAACGCUGCCAGAUUUAUGAUUUCCUAGACAUAUAUUACUUCUUCAGUCUGAUGAACAGAGCAUGAAAAGUUCUUACCCAGGGUAUGUAGCAUUCAUAUCUAAUUAGAUGACAGUCUAAGCACUGUGAGCACAUUGCAGUAUUGGUGUUUAGAGAGCAUUGAGUCCAUUCUCAUUUCUGAGAGUUGCUUAUAGCAACACCAAUUUGUAAAAGAUCAUUCUGCUAUACUCCAGAAAAUGUCAAACAUCCAGCAGGAACAUUUUAGGGUUGCCUUAUGCCAAUUUUCUCCACUUUAUAUAUGCAGUCCAAUUCUCCAUGAUUUUCUUAAUGUGAUUUCUUUUUUUUUUUUUUAAACUGUUGUGAAGGGUGAAAUACAUACCUCAUAAUCAAGCUUGUAGGA